UUUCUCUCACACCCAUAAACCUGGAAAACUACAAAUCUCGAUCUCUUCUUCUUCAUUUCAACAAAUCAUAAAAGAAGAAUCUCAAUUACUCAGAUCAAGAAGAGAUGCUGCUACGAAGCGCGUCAACGCCACUUCUCAACUCUUUGGUUCAUGUCUCUAGUCCAAGGGAAUCACCAAUCGAAGCCGCCGAAUCUGUUCAUCAGAUUCAGCGGCACAGAUCCAUUACACUCUCUGCGUCUUCAUCUUCUUGUUGUUGUUAUAGUCCGAUGUCUGUGCACUCCAGCGAAGAAUCUGCGAGGAGGAUGAAAAGAACGGCGUCUGAGAGCGAUCUUCGGCAUUUAACAUCGACGAAACCGCCGAUGAGUAAGUUUUUGAGCGGUGGUGGUGGUGCUUUGAUGGAGGAUAUGGAAGAAGGAAUCGGAUUCGGUCUUAUGAGUACGUCGUCUUAUGAUGGUGAUUUGGGGAUUAGUUGGGCUUUGGAGGAAGAUACUGAGGUUAUUGGUGGUGGCGGCGGCGGGAUGUUUCACGGCGGAAGUAAAGGGAGGAGUGGUGGUAGAUCUGAUGGUGGAGAUGGAGGUGAUGAUAACACGGAUGUUCAUUAUCGUAAGAUGAUUGAUGCGAAUCCUGGAAAUGGGAUCUUUCUUAGCAAUUACGCCAAAUUCUUGAAGGAGGUUCGAAAAGAUUUCUUGAAAGCAGAGGAGUAUUGUGGGAGAGCUAUUUUGGUGAAUCCUAAUGAUGGGAAUGUUCUAGCCAUGUACGCUGAGUUGGUUUGGAAGAUUCAUAAGGAUUCGUCUCGUGCUGAGUCUUACUUCAAUCAAGCUGUAGCAGCUGCUCCUGAGGACUGUUAUGUACAAGCUUCGUAUGCGCGAUUUCUAUGGGAUGCUGAAGAGGAAGAAGAAGAGGAGAAGGAAGAGAGACAUGAGGAAGAACUUGAGCAUCAUACUUCUCGAAUGGGUUUCUUCACCGGAGCUUCUCCAAUCACGGCCAUGUCUUAGACUCGUGGUCGGCAUUACCGUCCAGUCUUUUUAUAGAUUUAGAUAAACGUGUUACUACUACGUUUACGAUCUUAUCUAACCCUUUUGUUUCAUGUGAAGUCUUUAAUUAAGUCUCUAUGGGGGUGUUUCUCUACUUGGUGUUGGAAUUUGUCUCACUUGUGGUAAUACCACUGGUCACUGGAAGAAAAAUAAGAUCUGAAUAAAUUUUUUUUGCUUUUUUGA
Messenger RNA from Capsella rubella, 1217 nucleotides. RefSeq lists its product as uncharacterized. The record is from RefSeq and is a predicted model, not a curated record. NCBI's taxonomy places the organism in Eukaryota, Viridiplantae, Streptophyta, Magnoliopsida, Brassicales, Brassicaceae. Gene Ontology annotation, molecular function: protein binding. The coding region runs from base 105 to 995 and encodes 296 amino acids. The transcript is spliced from 3 exons.